AUGUCUGGUGAAGCGUGGCUCUAUCUGCUGUCAGUGUUGAUCAACGCGGUCAACCUGUUCUUGCAGGUCUUCUUUACAAUUAUGUACAGCGAUUUGGAAUGUGACUACAUCAACCCCAUUGAUCUCUGCAACCGUCUCAACGCCUACAUCAUCCCCGAAGCCGCUGUCCACGCUUUCCUGACCUUCCUGUUCGUCAUCAACGGCUACUGGCUUGCUAUUAUCCUGAACUUGCCUCUGUUUAUUUUCAAUGCGAAGAAGUGCGUCCCCAUUCCCGCUUGGGUGUUUGAGGGAGAAGUUGGUCUAACAUGGAUUAGGAUCCUCGAGAACCAGCACCUUCUGGAUGCGACCGAGAUUUUCCGCAAGCUUAACGUGCACAAGAAGGAAUCGUUCAUCAAGCUUGGUUUCCACCUCCUGAUGUUCUUCUUCUACUUGUACAGCAUGAUCGUUGCCUUGAUCCGCGACGAAUCCAACUAA
Molecule: messenger RNA, 474 nt
Organism: Aspergillus chevalieri
Lineage: Eukaryota; Fungi; Ascomycota; Eurotiomycetes; Eurotiales; Aspergillaceae
Product: cornichon family protein
Exons: 3
Coding region: 1-474 (157 amino acids)
Biological process (GO): endoplasmic reticulum to Golgi vesicle-mediated transport
Cellular component (GO): endoplasmic reticulum membrane; COPII-coated ER to Golgi transport vesicle
Source: RefSeq, a predicted model, not a curated record